This is a messenger RNA of Owenia fusiformis, 1853 nucleotides long. The record is from the annotation of a GenBank genome assembly. Lineage: Eukaryota; Metazoa; Annelida; Polychaeta; Sabellida; Oweniidae.
CGCAAUACUUACUCACUUUCGACAAAUAGGUCAUGGCGACUUUGAUCCAGAAGUUUUCUGCUCUCGCUUCAAGUGGGCGUAGCAUCUACUGUGCGAGAUGCAUGUCGACAAAGGCAAAAAUUACAACUCAUUAUAGUGUCAUACCCAGAGAAACAGACCCAAGAUGGAAAGAUAUUGAGAUGGAAAGAUACGCAGAUGAAGCCGAUGUUGUGAUAGUUGGUGGGGGUCCAUCUGGUCUCUCAGCCGCAUGUCGUCUCAAACAAUUAGCCAACGAACAGGGCAAGGAAGUCAGAGUUUGCCUGGUAGAAAAGGCUGCAGAAAUAGGAGGACAUAUACUCUCAGGAGCCUGUAUAGAACCAAGAGCCCUCAAUGAGCUGUUUCCUGAUUGGAAAGAAAUGGGGGCUCCACUCAAAACUGAAGUAACUCAGGACAAGUUCAGUAUAUUAACACAAAACAAAGCAAUACCAGUGCCAAUCAGCAUGAUUCCAGCAUUCCCCAUGGCUAACCAUGGCAACUAUAUAGUACGAUUAGGCAAUUUUGUACGCUGGCUUGGGGAGCAGGCUGAAGCUCUAGGAGUGGAAAUAUUUCCAGGAUUUGCUGCCAGUGAGGUACUAUACCAUGAAGAUGGCAGUGUAAAAGGAGUAGCUACCAAUGAUGUUGGUAUACACAAGGAUGGGGCUCCUAAGGACACAUUCGAAAGAGGAAUGGAACUCCACGCAAAAGUAACAAUAUUCUCUGAAGGUUGCCAUGGACAUUUAGCUAAACCUCUUAUUAAGAAAUUUGACCUUCGAGCAGGAAAAGAGCCUCAAACUUACGGUAUAGGGAUGAAGGAAUUAUGGGAAAUUGAUCCGGCGAAACACGAACCAGGGAAAAUUCUACACACAGUUGGCUGGCCAUUUGAUAAGUCAACAUAUGGAGGUACAUUCAUGUAUCAUCUAGAUGAAGGUCCAUUGGUUGUAUGUGGAAUGGUGGUUGGCUUAGAUUACAAGAAUCCCUGGAUUAGUCCAUUCCGUGAGUUCCAACGUUGGAAGCAUCAUCCUGCCAUAGAACCAAUCUUCCAAGGGGGCCAAAGGCUUGGCUAUGGUGCCAGAGCCCUAAACGAAGGAGGGAUGCAGUCUCUACCAAAGCUUACCUUCCCAGGGGGCUGUCUAACAGGAUGUGAUGCAGGAUUCAUGAAUGUACCUAAGAUCAAAGGAACACAUGGUGCAAUGAAGAGUGGUAUGGUGGCUGCUGAAUCUGUCUUUGAGACCUUGAUGAAUGAAGAUCUACAAUCUCCAACAGUAGGACUAGAACCAUCUAUAUUAGAAGAGAAAAUACGAGAUUGUUGGCUGUGGGAUGAACUGCAUUCUGUACGUAAUGUACGUCCAUCAUUCAACACUAGUCUAGGUUUAUAUGGUGGUUUGCUUUAUACUGGCACUAUAUGGUAUGCCCUUAGAGGAAAAGAGCCCUGGACAUUUAGCCAUGGAGGUGCGGAUCACACCAAACUAAAGCCAGCAUCUGAGUUUAAACAAAUUGAAUACCCUAAACCUGAUGGCCAGAUCAGCUUUGACCUCUUGACCUCUGUCGCUCUGACGGGGACCAAUCACGACCAUGACCAACCUGCCCAUUUGACCCUGUUGAAUGACGAUGUCCCCGUGGAACACAACCUUGCACUCUUUGAAGGCCCUGAAGCUAGAUUUUGUCCCGCAGGUGUCUAUGAAUAUGUAGAAAAUGAAGAUGGAAAUGGCAGAAAAUUAGUGAUAAAUGCUCAAAAUUGCAUCCAUUGUAAAACAUGUGAUAUAAAAGAUCCUAGCCAGAAUAUAAACUGGGUUUGCCCACAAGGCGGAGAGGGACCAGCUUAUAAUGGAAUGUAA